AGCCCGCUGCUCUCAUUGAGAAAAUCUGAAUAGUAUGAAAACUCGAUAUUAAAUCAUAAUUUGAUGAUGGAAUAUUAUCGAUGCAUAUACAUGGAUAUGAUCUGUGCAUAGUGUGGAAUAAUCCUGUCGCGAAGAGUGAACUGUAAGCAUCGUGGAAUACCUUAAACCGAUUUGACGGUGCCUCAGUCUUAUUGAGGAGGAUCAGUUAUAGCUCAGAGCACAAUAAACACGGCCUAGUAAUCCCCGAUGGACGGCACAAUGAUGGGAACAGACGCAGUAGGACAUUAGGAAGUUAGAGGCGGAACGUGCAACACCGUGUAAAACACUAGUGGAUUCAUAGCAUGUGAUAUUUUUUGAAAAAGAGGAUACUGUUGAAAUAGUGUUUGGUGAUGAAAAACUUAAAACUGUGCAUGAAUGUAUAUGCAAAUUACUUAAGAAAUUAAGCUAUGUGUAUUUAAGUAUAUUACAACAUGGAAUAAUUAAUUAAUCAGCUUCAUUUAAAACAGUUAACAGCUGAUAAUUUGUAAAGGGACAGCUUAUGAAAUAGGUAUUGAAAGAAAGUGCGAACACAACUGCGAAUUUGUUGAUGUAACAUAAACAAUUCGAAACAAGAGCAUUGUGUUUAUUGUGUUAUUCGGACCUGUUCUUUGGAUAUGGAAUCAUGACAAGUCUUCGGUGCAGCGGAAUAUUUAUAUUGUUCUUAAUGAUACUGGUGUCAUUUCAAGGUGUUGAUGGCCAAAUCAAUCGGUCCCGGGAGGCGGUCUAUUCCACCCCAGCGCCGCGAUUCCAGCAGACCGAGGACAAUUAUACCUACCACAAGGGCGAGAGGGCCAUUCUCUACUGUUCUGUGAAACACCUGGGCACUAGAACGCAUGACAAGCGGUUCUCAGUGGCUCAUAUAGAAGACUCGGCCGACUGGAAUCUGAUGAUCAGCAAUCUCACAACGGCGGACUCAGGCGCGUACGAAUGUCAAAUCAGCUCCGUUGAUAGAGAUUUGAGGAAAGAGGUGUUCCUAAAUGUGAAAGACGAGUAUUCAUAUGCAGAACCUCAUAUUGCUAUUACUGGCAACACACACCCGGACAGAGGUACGGAAAUGGCAUUAACGUGCAAUGCUUCAGGUGCCAUUACACCUCCGGAUUCCAUAGACUGGUUCAAAGACGGCCUGAAAAUAAUCCCGGAUAGGAUCAAACAGAUUGAAAUGCGGAAAAAGUUGUCCAUUAACUCCAGAACAAUUACUAGUAUAUUGACAAAAGCAUCGGCUGAAAUGAGCGAUACGGGCAUAUAUUCUUGUCGCGCAUCAGACCUUCAGGUGGUCAGUGUUAGAGUCAACGUGUUAAACACUGACAAACGUUCCAAAAAGCGAGAACCGGAAGAUGGUCAGUCAAGUUAUACAAUGGAUAGUUCAGACUCGAGCGCAGUUCAAACACAUACUUCAUUUCAGAGUUAUAUGCUGUACUUAUUUGUUAUUUUUGCUUUUAAUUAGUACUUAUCAUGACACUGAACAUUUAAGUCAGAUAUAAUCUAUACGAAAGAGCUUGAGAAGUAACAGGAACGACUAUGUGUUGUUAAGAAGGAGUUUCACUGUUUUAUCACUGUAACAAUGAUGUAAAAGUGAUAUCGUGAAAAUACAACAAUUUGUAGACGUGAAAAACGAAGACAGAAAAAAUGUUUUUAUAAUUGAGGCAAGUGGUAUCAGUGUGCGUCGUCGGCUUUAAAAGGGGAGGCUUCUGUAUAGCACAUUAUUGACGAUGUCAAAUGUUGAUAUGCCAAGAAGAAAUAUAUGCGUAUGUCGUGACGCGUUGGUAAAAACUGUUAGCUACCCUUAAAUUGAAUUCCAUUGGUUUUUCUAUUGUGAUCUAACAUUUUGCUUAUACAAGUGAUAAACCUGAUGAUUGUUGCCAACGGGUUGUUAAAAGUCAGUUACCAAAGAUGGCAUUAUAUGGUACAGACGUUGUAUAUACAUGUGUCGCACAAGUAAUUAUUGUCGACUUCCGUGAAAAGAACAUUGUGGAUUGCAUUGAUUUUUAUUUUGUCGGCACGUUGUGAAUUCAUUGCUACAUAUUAUGUUAUUGUUUAUUGUACGGGUAUAUUUUAUAUGUGUAUAUUUUUGUUUUUAUGUCGUUGUUUUUUUAAUUUAUUGAAUAGAUGUCACUAGUCUGCUCACUUAAACAAAAUACAAGACAAGAAUGCAAUACGCUACUAUUAUAUUACUUCAAAUACCCGUAAUAAACAUUUAUGUGCACGUUGUCUAAGCAUGACAUGAUUUAAAGCAUAUUGAUCUGAUGACAAAUAUCAAUCAAGAGUAGAAGUUUUAGGUGCAUCAAACGUUUUAAAUAUGGCACACAUUCAAAAUCGGAGAGGAUCCUUUUUAGAUACUGCAAAUGGAAUCAAUUUGUUUAUUAGAGCUGAAGUAAGUCCUGCACUUUAAUUCGUCUUCACGAAGCUGCUGCCAACGCUUUUUAUUUCUAUACAUUUUUAAUACAAUAUUCAAUAUGCCCAUAAGUAUAAAACAAACACAAUAAAUCAAUAUAAUGUCAAUAUCGAAAACUUAAUCAUAAAUAGAAAAUAAACAGGACGAUCCUCUACAUAUGCCAGUGAAAACCCUAAUGUAAAAGAUUUAAACUUUAAAUGUUGUAGACAUAACAACGCAUUUGCAGUUAGUUUCAAUAUGAUAAUUACUUGGCAGAUGUAUUGGCCGCCUAUUGUCGUUUUAUAGCUACGUAUUGGUCAAUUUAUCUUCUAAGCACAAGCUCUGAAAAAUAAAGACGAGUGUUAAAAUG
This is a messenger RNA of Dreissena polymorpha, 2780 nucleotides long. RefSeq lists its product as uncharacterized. The record is from RefSeq and is a predicted model, not a curated record. Lineage: Eukaryota; Metazoa; Mollusca; Bivalvia; Myida; Dreissenidae. Gene Ontology annotation, cellular component: neuron projection membrane. Bases 662 to 1483 code for a protein of 273 amino acids. The transcript has 8 exons. Gene Ontology annotation, biological process: synapse organization.